Molecule: messenger RNA, 2702 nt
Organism: Alternaria rosae
Lineage: Eukaryota; Fungi; Ascomycota; Dothideomycetes; Pleosporales; Pleosporaceae
Product: sulfate permease 2
Exons: 4
Coding region: 219-2612 (797 amino acids)
Biological process (GO): transmembrane transport
Cellular component (GO): membrane
Molecular function (GO): secondary active sulfate transmembrane transporter activity
Source: RefSeq, a predicted model, not a curated record
CCACGGGGGGCUCGUUCACGCAACGUACUAUAAGGUUGCACCCAUCUUCCCUCGGUCUGGCAAAACGUCGGGUCUUCCAGAUACUCGUUACCUUGUAUCACCACGCGCGUCUUUGGGUACAUUUAACCCGGCCGGAACCCUACUUGACUUGAUUCAAUCUGUUGUUCACAAAAUCCUAGGAGUCCAGGAUACAGCCUUCGCUGACGACGUCCGCCAAUAUGGCAUCCGCUGGUCAGAAAGCAGCCAAGGUGCUUGGAAUCAAUCUUGACUACCGAAAAGAGCCCGAGGUUUCUGGCGCUGCAUCAAUAUCAUCCGUGGAAACAUACGUCGAGCGCGAACCGACCGCAAAGGAAUGGCUUUCUCGGUUCAAGCCGUCAGCGACCGCCACGAAACGCUACCUACGAAGCUUGUUUCCCUUCUGGGAUUGGAUAUUUCACUACAACUUGACAUGGCUCUUCGGAGACUUCAUCGCCGGCUGCACCGUUGGAUUUGUUGUCAUCCCCCAGGGUAUGGCAUACGCUUUACUGGCGAAGCUUCCUCCUGAGUAUGGACUCUACACCAGUUUCGUCGGCUUCAUCCUCUACUGGGCUUUUGCUACAUCCAAGGACAUCACCAUUGGUACCGUUGCUGUUAUGAGUACCAUUGUCGGCAACAUUGUCACAAAGAUCCAGGAAAAACAGCCAGAGAUCGAAGCCGUGGACAUUGCCCGGGCUCUUUCCGUUAUCGCUGGUUCCGUUCUCCUGUUCAUCGGUCUCACACGUCUUGGAAGGAUCGUCGAGCUCAUCCCUCUUGUUGCGAUCACCUCGUUCAUGACAGGCGCAGCCAUCUCCAUUGGAGCCGGACAGGUCCCAGCCCUCAUGGGUAUCUCUGGCGUCAACACACGUGGUCCCACGUACCUAGUCGUCAUCGACACCCUCAAAGGCCUUGGACGCACAAAGCUGGAUGCCGCUAUGGGAUUGACUGCCCUCUUCAUGCUCUACGCCAUCCGCAUCUUUUGCAACUUCAUGUCGAAGAAGCAGCCGUCGAAGCAAAAGGUCUGGUUCUUCGUCAGCACACUGCGGAUGGCCUUCGUCAUUCUCCUCUACAUCAUGAUCAGCUGGCUCGCCAACAAGGACAUCCCAGGUCUCCACAAUGCGAAAAACGAUGUCAAGAUGGCCAAGUUCAAGAUUCUGGGUCGUGUGCCGCGAGGAUUUCAGCAUGCCGGUGCCCCGAACAUGGACACCAAACUUCUCUCAGCAAUCGCACCUGACAUUCCAGUUACGAUCAUCGUAUUAAUUCUCGAACAUAUCGCGAUCUCAAAGUCUUUCGGGCGCAUCAACAACUACGUCAUCAACCCCUCGCAAGAACUCGUCGCCGUCGGAUUUACGAAUGUUAUUGGUCCAUUCCUUGGUGCCUACCCGGCCACCGGCUCGUUCUCGCGAACCGCUAUCAAGUCCAAAGCAGGUGUCCGUACCCCGCUCGCUGGUAUCUUCACUGCAGUCAUCGUCCUCCUCGCCUUGUAUGCUUUGACGGCAGUCUUCUUCUACAUCCCUUCGGCCGCGCUUGCCGCCGUCAUCAUUCACGCUGUCGGCGAUCUAAUCACGCCACCCAACGUGGUCUUCCAGUUUUGGGAAACGUCACCUCUGGAAGUAGUGAUUUUCUUCGCAGGUGUCUUCGUAACAAUCUUCACGAACAUCGAAAACGGCAUCUACGUCACCAUCGCGGCCUCAUUCGCACUCCUGCUUUGGCGCCAGCUGUUCACUCACGGAGCCGUUCUAGGCAGAGUCAGGAUCUACAUUGCCAGUCCCGAAACUAUGGCCAACAAGGACGAUGGUCACUUCACUCCUGGAACUACCGCUUCUGUUCGUGAGGCUUUCAUCCCAAUCAGCCGCAAGGAUGGCUCAAACCCGCUGGUCGACAUCGAAUCUCCGUACCCCGGAAUACUCAUCUACCGUUUCACCGAGGGCUUCACAUAUCUCAACCAGCAAGGCUACAUGGAUGAACUCGUGCAUCAUGCGCAGACUAUUUCCCGCCCAACGACACUGGACAAGUACCAAAAGAUCGGUGAUCGACCAUGGAACGACCCAGGCCCACGUCGCGGACAACAAAUCAACGUCGACGACAACCGACCCAUCCUCCGCGCCAUAAUCCUAGACUUCAGCGCCGUCAACAACGUCGACGUAACAUCAAUCCAAGGACUCAUCGACGUACGCGCGCAACUCGACCGCCACGCCGCACCCGAAACAGUAGAAUGGCACUUCGCCUCAAUCAACAGCCGCUGGACCAAACGCGCCCUGACAACCGCUGGCUUCGGUUACAUCGACCGCGAACGUUUUGCCGCACGCCAGCACUGGAACCCAGUGUACAGCUACGCACCUCUCGAUAACUCGGGCUCGAAGUUGCAGGACGAAGAGGCGCAGGAUGAGAUUAGCGUUGUUAAUAGGAGUAAGGGUCUGCCGAGUGGUAAGGUGACUACCGUGCAUGGGCAGAACAGACCGUUCUUCCAUAUUGAUGUGGCCGCGGCUGUUGAGAGUGCUAUUGCGGGUGUUAAUGGGAAGUUGGCGCAGACUAGCUCGGGGAGCUCACAUGAACAUGAAGUUGGGCAGGCGGAGUUUACGACCAAACAGGAUUAGAUAGACCGUUGUAUACAUCUUUCGCUUUGCCAGAUUUUCGGCACACUCAUCCAUACAUCGAAUACUUCUCUAGCGUGACUAGCGCAGCCA